AUGGCGGACGCCAUCUGCACACUCACCUACAACAGACCUGAUUUCAUGUCGAAACUAGAUAAAAUAUUCAGAGAUUUCUGGAGGAAGCUGACCAGGCGACUGCACCUACCUGCUUGGCAGGGGCCAAUUGACUACUCACCACAAAAGGGACUGAAGAGCACCAGGCAAAAUAUGCCAGUUCCAGUUCCAGAUUGGGCCCGAGAAAAGCAGAGUCAUACAGAAGGGCCAAAGGAAUCUGGCCCAAGAUCACGGGAACCAUCUUCAGGGACUUCCUGGAAAGUUGUGAUAAAUGUGGGGACACCAAAGCCGACCUAG
Pelobates cultripes (western spadefoot toad) is the source of this 315-nucleotide messenger RNA. The record is from the annotation of a GenBank genome assembly. Lineage: Eukaryota; Metazoa; Chordata; Amphibia; Anura; Pelobatidae.